GAAUACUUAGUUUUCAAACGAUGGGCUUGCAUACAUUGGUUGUGCUGACAUUACUCGGCUUCGGCCUUUUAGGCCAACAUCUGACGGAGGCUAACUGCGAGGAUACCACCCAUGACUUUUGGAAAGAUGAGAGCCAAGUCGAUGAAGGCACUUGCAGUCGUCCGCUGGAAACUCCCCAGGAGGAAGAAGCUAUGGGUCCAAAAAUAGGCCUAAAUGGCGCUAAAGAAUCCUUUCCGGAACGGACUAAACAUGAAGUCCGGCCGCAGUCUUUUAUGGACACCCUUGUAAAACUGUUGGAAAAAGCCUUGGAUGGGCAAUACGAUUUUUUAGAGUGCAUCAGAUUCAAGAGAAGACUGAUCCAUUUAGCCAGUGCGCACUAG
Drosophila bipectinata is the source of this 380-nucleotide messenger RNA. The record is from RefSeq and is a predicted model, not a curated record. Lineage: Eukaryota; Metazoa; Arthropoda; Insecta; Diptera; Drosophilidae.